CCCUUUCCUGCCAGGACUCAAGUAUGAGGUCAUCGAUUCUGCCUACAUCUCCUUGUACACAGAUGAGAGCAGUUUGAAGAUGAACCAUGUGGAUCACAUUCCUCAGACACUGGCCAGCCACGGGCCUGUCCCAGCAGAGACCCACACCCGCAGCCAACACGGCGCCGAUAUGCUGCAACCGGACCCCCGCGACACCUUCUUCAACAUUCCAAUGAUUGACCCCUCUCAUCUUGAAAAUGUGUUGCCCGCCUGUCUGUACUCGCCAACAUAUGUGGUCAAAGACUUCCCUAUCGCUCGCUAUCAAGGCCUACAGUUUGUCUAUCUUUCUUUUGUCUAUCCCAAUGACUUCACCCGCCUCACCCACAUGGAAAGAGAAAACAAGUGCUUCUAUAGAGAGUCACCCAUCUAUUUGGAGAAGUUUGGCUUCUAUAAAUACAUGAAGAUGGAUGAGGAGGAAGAUGACAGGCCAUUCUUCUUCCCUAAUCCUGAUGAUUUUCUUGAAGAAGAAGAGGGGGCGGAUCCUGAGGAUGAAGCACAAGUUGUUGGCACCCAGUCAGCAAAGAAGACUGUCCAACCUAGCCAAUCAAAUCACACCUCAAGCCCCUCUGAUAAACCUGUUCCCACAAUGCUGGAGAAAAAAGAGGUAGAGCCGGACAACCCAACUUUUAGUAGAGAGCAAAGGCGCUUUUUCACGAGAGCAAGGCAGGUGGUUGGGUCUCAACCUCAAGAGACGGACCAAGACAAUCUGGACCAUCAGGCUAAGGUAGGGUUACCAAAAAGUGAGAGUGUGGUGCGAGGUCGUUCUCUCACUUGGGUUCAAAGAGACCGCCGGGACCUCAGAGAGGGUUGGUCAGAAGAUCGUUCACCGAAAAUAAGUAGAUCAGCUUUGCUUUUCCCGCCAAAAUCCUCAUUGGUGGCCCUCAACAGUCGAGGCAAGCAAAUUCUCAGCAGUCCUGCCCACACUGUUCCUUCCCCAGGUAACAACCACGCUCAUGACAACAGCCACAAUCCUGGAACCAGCCACACCAACAAGGAACGCAAGAAGGAGGACAACAAAAUCUACGUCACAAGACCUCGCCCUGCUAAGGAGAAGCAAAGUCUCGUUUCACGCCAACCCAGAGAGGUCUUCCCUGGCGUUUUCCUGUACCAGAAUGGCAAAACCACAAAGCUGGUGAACCUCAGUGCUAAACCAAAGCUCAGCAAAGGAGCUCUGCGUGCAUCCCAGUUAUUUGCACGGUCUCCUCUGCAAGAGAACAAGGUCUUUCCAGCGAGCCCCAACUUCAGCAAGCCAGCUGAAAAUCCCAUGCCCCCAAACAGAGCAGCAAUCCCAAGCCGCUUUGAGAGAAGGAUACGAGGAGUCUGGGAAAAACACCAGCAUCCCUUGAGGCCCAUCACAACCGCUCGACCACCUCGUGUGCCCACCCCUCCGUCCGCUAACUCCUCUGAGAACGUGCUUCCGACUGAGCCUCUCCGUGUCACUUCCUACUUGCACACCUCUGAGAUUACAGAGUCUCAACAGCAGCGGCCGGACACGGACCCAGAACCAGAGGAGGAAGGAGGCCUUUCGGAGUAUAGCUAUGAGGAUGUGGAGCCUCGUCCCGGGUGGGCGGAGGAGGCCAUUAAUUGGCAGAGGACGUUUUCCGUUAAUAGCAUGGACUUUGAGACAUUGCGCUCUGACUGGAAUGAUCUUCGGUGCAACGUAUCUGGAAACCUGCAGCUAUCUGAGAGCGAAGUGGUGGACGUUCUUGCACAGUACAUGGAGAAACUCAACGAACUUAAUGGAGGGAUUUACACUCUCCUCCGCAUUAUAAAUGUAGAAAAGCGGCGUGACUCUGCACGUGGUAACCGCUACCUAAUAGAGCUGGAGCUAAUGGAGAGAGGUCGUAAAGUGGUCCGUCUAUCCGAGUACAUCUACAUGCUGUUGCACCGUAGCCGGGUAGAAGACAGUCUGGAGAAUAUGGAAGGGGUCACAGCAUCAUCCCUCUCUUCCCCUGUCGCCAGCCCACUUGCUCCACCCUCCCGCACACCUACCCGCGGGGCCCACGGCACCCUGCAGUGGGGCACAGUGUAUGCCAAACCCCUGCUGUGCCAGCCAGUGAUGCUGCAGUGGAAAAAGAAUGUCAUGGUGCAUUUUGUGGUACCAGUGAAGAAUCAGGCGCGUUGGGUUCAGCAGUUCAUUUCAGACAUGGAGUUCCUGCACCGUGAGACCAAGGACAACAAUUUCAACAUCAUCAUCGUGGACUUCCAGAGUGAAGACAUGGACGUGGAGCAGGCUCUCAGAGAAAGCUCCGUUCCACGAUAUGAGUAUCUGAGGAGAGAAGGAAACUUUGAACGUUCUGCUGGGUUACAGAUCGGUGUGGACACCAUAGAGGACAGUCACAGCAUCGUGUUUCUGUGUGACCUGCACAUUCAUUUCCCUCUGAACAUCCUGGAGAACAUCAGGAAGCACUGUGUGGAGGGCAAACUGGCCUUCGCUCCGAUAGUCAUGAGACUGGGCUGCGGCAGCUCACCGCAGGAGCCUGACGGUUACUGGGAGGUGAACGGCUUCGGCCUGUUUGGGAUCUACAAGUCCGAUUUUGACAAGAUUGGUGGGAUGAACACGGAGGAGUUUAAGGACCGCUGGGGAGGAGAAGACUGGGAGCUACUGGACAGAGUUUUGCAAAACGGUCUGGAGGUUGAGCGUUUAAGACUGAGGAACUUCUUUCACUACUAUCACUCUAAAAGAGGCAUGUGGAACUCACAGUCCAGUAAAACUCCUAAAGGAUAAACCGACCCUCGCUGAGAGACUUCAAACUAACUCGGCACGAGAACGGGACCUUAAAGGACCAAACCGUUGUGUCUCUGGGACCCUUUCCUGAGGCCCGUCUCAUACAGGAGGACCCGAGACACUGCCAAGCUGCUGUCCAAACUCAACACUCGAAAGAGACACAGAGACUCAUUCACCGAGUGUGUAUUUGUAUGUAUCUCUGUCUGUUAGGUCAGAAGUGAAACUUGAGUGAUUACUGAACAUUUAAAGGAAAUGGAAAUCGUUUCAAUUGUACUCCAAGCUAGCAGCUCAGGCACUUUGGGUCACAUAAAUAUGGUUGCACUUAAGAUAUUACCUGCUGAAAUGAUUGUCUAAAGGUUUAGAUGUGCGCUGGUACUUAGACGUCUGCUUUUAUAUAGCUGUAAAUGUCACUUCCUGUUCAGACGUGACGCCUUCUUACACUUGAUAUGUGGCGACUCCUUUCUUAAAGUCCUGCUGAACUUCUGGACACGACUGGACCAAGAACGGCCUGCUGAGCUAUGAAAUUCAAAUUAUUCGUCUUUGCAUUUGUCUGUAUGUCUGAGAUGCUUCCUUUCCUCGUUUCCGGUUGAUUUCAGAAGAGGUUUAGUCUUUACUGGCUAGUUUCACAGAUGCAGAGAAACCUUUCAGACUGCUGUUUUAGUCUGGGUUUUAGGCUAGAUGUAAUCUCUGUCCCAUUGAUGCAGUAUCCAUUUCUACAGAGUUUAACCGUGGGAUAAAGAUGUUCUUCAGAAGCUGUGUGCCUUUCUUUAAUGAAAUUUAACAUGGCAGUCCAUACAGGGUUAAGAAGGAGUCCUGAUGUUUAGCUGUUCUGGGUUGUGUAAGUCCCUAAAUAGCAUUGUUUUAUGGAGAUGAAUGAAUAGUAGAACAUGUUUAGAAAGAAAAUAAAUGCUUUUUAAUCGAAUUCUGGACUUGUCCAAAGUUUUCACUAUUGUUUGUUCCAUUUCGAUAGAAAUGUUCCAGGUUAAUUUCUCCCUCGAAAGUGGAUGUUUUACCACAGAAAAUAAGUUUGACUCCUUUCCCAGUUUGUACAGACGAACAAAAAUUGUGUUUACAGUAAAGGAAGGACAUAAAACAGAAGUAUAUGGGGCACUAAAUAUAACAUUCUAGAUGUUAACCUGAGACAAAUGUGGUAGAAUAAAUUAUUUCAAGUGCUGUAAAAACCACAUAAAGACGGUAAAGAUGGCAAGUUACGCAAAAGAUACCGUAAACGAACGUGACGUAACUAUUAGUGAACUACUGUUUACAUAAAGAAAAUCCACCUUUGUUGGUAUUCAUCCACCUUAAAAUGUAGUCCCAUAGAUAACGUGUUGUUUAGACCACUUUACAGCUCAAAUAAUGCCUAUUUUUCUGCGAAAAUCGUUUAAAAACUAAAUAUAGCUGUAGUUUCAGCUAUUGCAUAGUCUGGUAUAUCUUGCUCCAUAUACUUCCAUUGUAAGUGCAUUACUGUAAAUGCGAUUUUUACAAACUAGAUGAGUCUAAAUGAUUUUCGAGGAUAUUUGACGGCAUUUUGUUUGGCUACAUAUAUUUGAUGAAAACUGUGUUUUACACUGACACGGGCAGCUUGAGUGUAUGAAAUGAUGUAUCAUUAUGUAACUUACAAGCACCGCAACAUACAAACGACCAUGUUUACAAGCUGGCAUAAAACUUUGACAUGUUUUUAUUUCAUAUCAGAAAUACCGAGACUUAUGAAGUCCAACUUAUGCGUAAAACUUCACCUUUUUAAAAGAGUAGCCUAAAUUGAGAUGUUUUUUUCUUCUAUUUCUUCUCCUUGUUCGAUGUACUUUCUGGCUGCCUAUUUAAAACAAAACGUAGACAGGACACUAAUACAUUACGCCUAAU
Molecule: messenger RNA, 4627 nt
Organism: Sinocyclocheilus grahami
Lineage: Eukaryota; Metazoa; Chordata; Actinopteri; Cypriniformes; Cyprinidae
Gene: b4galnt4a
Product: beta-1,4-N-acetyl-galactosaminyl transferase 4a
Exons: 12
Coding region: 80-2767 (895 amino acids)
Cellular component (GO): Golgi cisterna membrane
Molecular function (GO): acetylgalactosaminyltransferase activity
Source: RefSeq, a predicted model, not a curated record